GAACACGUUUGGACCUCCUGCUUCGCCGUAGACGGUAACGGUCCCCAUGGUAACGGAAGGAAGUUUGUUCUUUCUGUGCAUUACCGGUGCAGGAAGAAGCUGCUGAUCGAGGAGCGGAGCAGGAGGAGAUGGAGAGCAUGGCGGCCUCUGUCCUGUGAGAGCCUGGACAAGCUGCCGAAGGACGGCUGGCAGGUACACGGCUUGGUAUAUAGACUGUAUACUGACUGGACUGCUGUACAAAGGGUAUUUUGGGAACUCUGCCACCAAAUUAUGUACAACAUUUUAUUUAAGUCUUUCUUUUUUUUUUGCCCAGACUUUUAUUGCAGCCUAUAACCGGUGUGAGUGCAGUUUGACAGGUUAGGGUAAAGGGACAUUGUAGGCACCAUAACAACUUCACCUAAAUGAAGUUGUUAUGGUUGCCUGCAGUGUUCCUUUCAGGUCAGAGUUGGUGAGGGGACAUUGCCUGGGGUUUGUCAUAAGGAUCAUAAAUCAGUCCCAGGACCUGUUAGACAAGGAGGAGUAACGUAAUUCAUUGCCUUAGCCUUUUAGACUAUAAUUCCUUUAACCCCUUAAGGACACAUGACAUGUGUGACAUGUCAUGAUUCCCUUUUAUUCCAGAAGUUUGGUCCUUAAGGGGUUAAAGGACCACUAUAGUGCCAGGAAAACAUACUUGUUAUCCUGGCACUAUAGUGCCCUGAGGGUGCCACUCCCGUGGCGCUGAAGGGGGAGGAAGGGGUUAAACACUUAGCUUUUUUCCAGUGCCGGGCUCCCUCGGCGCUGGGACUCUCCUCCCUCUUCUGACGUCCCUGGCUGAAUGCGCAUGCGAGGCAAGAGCCGCGCACGCAUUCAGCCAGUCCAUAGGAAAGCAUUCUCAAUGCUUUCCUAUGGACGCUGGCGUCUUCUCAUUGUGAAAAUCACAGUGAGAAGCGCGGAAGCGCCUCUAGCGGCUGUCAAUGAGACAGCCACUAGAGGCUGGAUUAACCAAUAGGUCUAGUGGUUGUCUCUGUAAAGAGGGGUAAGACAAAAUCCCUCCUGAGAUGUGUGAAUACCUGGUGGCCAACUACAAGAAAUGCCUGACUUCUGUGAUUGCCAACAAGGGUAUUGCUACCAAGUACUAAGUCAAAGAGAUCAAAUAUUUUAUUUCACUUAUUGACAUGCAAAUAUGGUGUGUUACAAUAAAACACACCAAAUAUCAUCCACUCCCAUCCUAAUAGUUUUGUGGCAUGUACACAUUAGCCAAACUGACACCUCUCCUGACAGGCUUCUUGGCAGCACUAUUCUAGUUUAAUAAACAUGAACAAUUUUAUUGUAACACACCAUAUUUGUUUCUAUUUAUUUUUUCAUAAUGUCCAUAUUGAAGUAAGAAAGGGAAGGGUCUUGGGCGAACUCAGCAGAUAUUGAAUACUGCAUUGAUCUUUGGCUGUAGUAUUUCAGCUAACAAGGGAUCUUGUCAAACUUUUUUGAGAACAUAGUUAUUGGGCUCCCUUGUAAAAAAACCUGUAAAACACAUUAUCCUUAUUUCUUUUCGGGUAACAAUAAAUGGAACCACUAUUUUGCAUUGCCAAACUUUGUUUACAUUUAUCUAAAUCCUCUCUCUAGCUGCUAGCACAUUUCUUGUAUCCGACUUUUGACUGUUGGGUUGAUUGAAUACGUCAAAAUAUAGGUGUAUGUGUUAGAGUGGCGUCCAAAUAACUUGUCUAAGUCUUUUGGGCACAACACAGGGCCCAAACAGCAGUCUAUCCGUGCUUGCCAUAUAGAAAACUGACAGGCUUACACAUUUAGUUACUUUUAGUUGCAUUUUAUUAAAAGCCAAAGUCUAAAGUAGGACAUAACCCUCUAAUAUAGUUAGUUGCUAUUGUGCUUAACGGGACACUAUAAUCACUCUGACCACUUCAGCUCAAUGAUGUGGUCUGGGUGCCAGGUCCCUCAGGUUUUAACCCUUCACAUGUAAACAUAGCCGAGAAACUGCUAAGUUUACAUAGUAGGGUUAAUCCAACCUCUAGUGACUGUCUUCCUGACAGCCGCUAGAGGCGCAUCUGCAAUGCUGGAUGCGAAAUUCGCAUCCAGCGUGCAGAAUGUCCAAAGGAAAGCUAAUGAGAAAUUCUUUCCUAAUAAUAAAAUUUCCUGUAGACAGUUUGAAUGCCGCGCAUGCGCAUUCCCCUCCACUUGGGAGCUGACGGCGGGGAGGAGAGGUCACCAGCGCUGAGGGAGCCCGGCGCUGGAUUAAGGUAAGUAGCUAAAGGGGUUUUAACCCCUUCAGCGCCAAAGGAGGGGGACCCUGAGGGUGGGGGCAUCAUAGUGUCAGGAAAACCGCCUUGUUUUCCUGACACUAAAGUGAUUUUUUUUUAUUUUAUUUUUAAUUGUAUUGUUUAGAAGAAAAUUUUAAUUUUAACAUUAUAAAAACCAUGUGCUACAAAAGAUUGCAAAUGUCAGACAUUUUUAUUUUACUAUUCUUGGGCAUGUGUUAUACAUUUAUUUAUUAUUAUAUAUAUAUAUAUAUAUAUAUAUAUAUAUAUAUAUAUAUAUAUAUAUAUAUAUAAAAUAAUAAUAAAUAAAUGUAUAACACAUGCCCAAGAAUAGUAAAAUAAAAAUGUCAGACAUUUGCAAUCUUUUGUCUGACAUUUGCAAUGUUAUAUAUAUAUAUAUAUAUAUAUCCUGUUUUAAUUUCAUAAAUCAAUUGAGUAUUUAUUGCAGCAUGACUCGUAAACUAAAUUCAGUUUGCAAUGAUUACCACAUUAUUAAAAAAAAUAAUAAUAAUCCUACCUGUGCCUCCCAGUAAGGUUGUUCAUGCAUGUAUCAAACAGUGAGCAAUUUAUUCAGACUUAUAUAUAAGUUUAAUGGUGCAAGUUACAGUACAGCAAUAGAGUUUGUAUUAAUUGAGCAUAUGACAAAACUUUGCAUACUGUAAUGUUUUAGUGUCCAACCCUGCUUUCAAAGAUCUUGCUAAAAGACUUUUCCCAGAAUUGAUAAGAAGUCAGUGGAGAAUGACCUGCUUUGGACACCACUGUAAUGUAAUAAAGUAAAGCACCAUGACCACUUCAGUGAUUAGAAGUGGUCAUGGUGCCUGGAGUCUGCAACAUUUCGAUAUGAAACACUGCACAUAUGGAGUUUAAUCCACUUGCUGCCGGAGGUGUAGGUCCACCUUUGCCAGCUUCAUUGAGGCAUCAUUAGCCAGUUCUGAAUAAGAGUUCUGGACUGGUUAAUAUGAAUUCUGUGCAAAUUUCUUUGCACAGAGUUCAUUCUUUGGGUGAGAGUGAUCAGCUGACACUCUCAGCCAAGGAGUAACUGGUAGGUACAGCAUCCAGCUUUUGCAGUUUUGCAGAAGCUUGGUGCUGGACGACUGCUUUAGAGGAGACCAGGCUGUCAUCAAAGACACCGGGGAAUUGUGCCAGGGUAUUUCUACCAUCUUAACCACUACAGCAGGCUUUAGUGAUUAUGAUUGGAGUAGCCGUUUAAUUUUUGUUUUACUCCUAAUAAUAUCUUCUUUCCUUUAGGACGUUCUGGUUAAACAAGAAUGUCUUCAACAUCUAGAGGAUCAUCAAGAACCACUGUAUCAAGAAGCAAAGCUACUCCUUCUCCUUCAGCGGCUGCUGCCACUGGUUCUGCAAGUGGUGCUCGGCCGAGACCGAGCGAUAAGCUCAAUCCUAAAACGAUAGACCCAGUAGGUUUUUAUUUUUCUUGACUUGCAUACAUAUCUUUUAUAUAACUGUGCAAUCAAUCACUAAUUUCAUUAUUGUUCUCUGUUAACUGAAUUGUAUAUGUUUUCCCAAUAUGGGUUUAGUUACAUUAUAUGAUCAUAUAUUGCAUAAGCCUGCCACAACAUGUACUCCAUUCUUUGCAGGUGGCUGUGGCUAUAAGAAGUUGCAAAGCUGGUAGAGAGAGGGGAAAAAAAAAAAAUCAGCUGAAGUAGAUUCAAUCAAUACCCACAGUACUGAGGUAGAUUCUAUGCUUUAUACAUGAAAAGUCCUGAAGAUAACUCCACACCCGAUACUGGUACUGAAUGGGUUAAGUUUAACCCUUAGGAAGCCCUAGGUACUAGUACUUCACAAUCUAUUGGUUAUCAGUAUUACUUCAUAUAGAACAUGCAACAAUACAAACCAUUGUGUGGAAAUCUAUUCACAAACCGGACUUUACAUAGGAGACGAGGUCAUGCGUUUAGACUGGAAGAAAGAAGAUUUCGUCUAAGGCAAAGGAAAUGGUUUUUUUUACUGUAAGAACAAUAAGGAUGUGGAAUUCUCUGCCUGAAGAAGUGGUUUUAUCAGAGUCCAUACAGAUGUUCAAACAGCUACUAGAUGCAUACUUGCAAAAACAGAAUAUUAAAGGAUAUAAUCUUUCAAUGUAGGGUAAUAACUGCUUGAUCCAAGGAUAAAUCUGACUGUCAUUCUGGGGUCAAGAAGGAAUUUUUUUCCUAGGUUGUUGUAAAAUUGUGCUUCAAACUGUUUUUUUUGCCUUCUUUUGGAUCAACAGCAAAAAACAAAUGUGAGGAAGGCUGAACUUGAUGGACACAAGUCUCUUUUCAGCUAUGUAACUAUGUAACAUUUAUGUAAACUAAAUGCUUAUACAUAAAGUAAUAUAGUCCAAAUGGGUAACUCCCAACAGAAGAGAUACAGAGCAUGAAGGCAGUAUCGGGGAAGGAAGGGGGGCGGAAAAGUAGUAACACAGCUAGGGUGUAGGUAUAUAUUCCUAUAAAUUAUACAUGAAGCUGUAGAAAAACUACGUUAUCCAGACCGAUCUACCCUAGAGUACAUUUGCUUCAAGGCAGCCACCCCCCUUUAUUAAGGUUAAAUCUAGACUAAGUAGAUCAUAGCCCCAGGAAAAUAAAUGAUAGUAUCUCGCAACCGGAUAAGUAAAUAACCUCCAUCCUUAGACACACAAACAAAAAAAAGUUAUAAAAUCAAGUAAAUCUUGUAUUAGUGCAUCGACACAUAGGCUCGAUGCGCGUUUCGGCGUAACUAUCUGCCUUUAUCAAGAACUGAAUUGCUACUGCAUUGUGCCCACAUUUAAAAGGGGUGUUGUACCUCCUCCUCUAUGGGGUUCACUAAUCAGUGAUAUGACAUCAUCUAGUGGGAUGCUCCUCCCUAGAUGAACGUCCCACCAAUCCCUGGGCUCAUAUCAAACAAAGAGGCGGGGUAUAGUUAAAACAACCAGCCCCCUAUCACAACCCCAUUCAGCUCACUUUAGUUAACCCCUGAUGUGUUUAAGAAAGUACAAUGGAGGGGCAUGUCGCCAACCCCCCAAGAUCAGUUUGUAUGAGUGCAUUUUUAUUACCUAUCGCCUAUUAAUCAACAAGUGCUCAUAGGGGAGCAUUGCAGAAAGUCCCAGGAGCUACCCUUAUGGUGUAAGGACGUUAAUUCCAAGGAUUGUGUAAAUAUAUAUUUAUAAGGUUAAAACCUUUUUGUUAACCCCUGAUGGUUUUAAGAAAAUAUAAUGAAGUAGCAUAUCACCCCAAAAAUCUAAUACACUUCGAUGGUUUUAAGAAAAUAUAAUGAAGGAGCAUAUCACCCCAAAAAUCUAAUACACUUCUUUUAACCCCUUAAGGACACAUGACGGAAAUAUUCCGUCAUGAUUUCCUUUUAUUACAGAAGUUGUGUUCUUAAGGGGUUAACCAUUGUCCAUUAUUCAACAAGUGCUCCUAGGAUAAGUUAACGAAGGUCCUAAAGAUUAUCCUAUUAUUAUAGGAAAGUUCAUGGAAAGCUUGCUUUGGUUACUGGGCGAAAAAAAUGAGUGCUAAAGUUAAAAUACAGUAUAUAUUUACAUACUAAUUUACCAUCUACAUGAUUAAUAUCAGGCUCUCGUACAUAAAUCCUAUAAAGAAAGCAGGUUAGCUCAAUUGCCAAUUUAAAUAAAAGGUGAAAAUGAGAAGCCCUAGUUUAAUCUCAAGGGUUAGAUGGUUUUUAAUUUGUGUAUCCAUCUACAUUCCCUCUGUCUCAAACUUUUGUCAUAGUCCCCCUGUCUCUGUUCUUUUUUUCACCAGUUCCAAGCCGCAGAAUUUUAUAUCUUUAGAGUCCACUCUGUGGCAGUCCCGAGGUGUCGGGAGAUCAGAGUUUUCAAGCUUUUUUUUAGGGGACCUUACAUGCUCUUUCAUUCUUUCUUUAAAUGGACGGAAAGUCUUGCCAACGUACUUCAAAUUGCAACUGCAGGUAAGUAAAUACACCAAACCUGCAGUAUUGCAGUUAAAAAAGCUUGUGAUUUUGAGGGACUGAUGACCCUCACUGUCACAUAUUUUUGAAUCCUGUAGGAUAAAUACCACAGUGGGGAGUUCCUAACCAUGUAGUUAGUGAUUUUAUGGGAGGUUGAAAGAUGCACGGGACGAGGAUAUCCCUGGGAUUUCUGCCUCUUUGUGCCGUGAUGGUCACCUGAGGCCCAAGAACAUCCUUAAGGUGGACAUCAUUCAAUAGGAUCGGCCACAAUCUCUUCAUGGACUGUUUCACUUCACUCCAUCCCACAUCGAAUGUUGCCAUCAUCCUGAUCGCUUUGGCAUUUUCCUUUGGAGGGGGAUCUGCCAGAAGGGCAUUCCUAUACGUCUCCUGGGUGUAACAUAUUUUUAAACCAGGGGAAAAAAAGCAAAUGGAACUGGCAAAAAAACAAUCUGUAAGAGAGACCAUGAGAAAUAAUAUGGCUUAAACCAUCUCAACCCUUUCAAAAUCUAAAAGAAUGUUGCACAAGGAAAAGGGCUGCGCCACAUCAAUAUUACGGUAAUCAGACAAACUGAAAAAAGUCUUGUCCCAACAAUGAAAGUUCUCACAUACAAAGAUGCCUUUUAUUAAGUGCUAAAUGCAGCUGUAGGUGUUAAAUAGGCAUGGAUAGUUCAAAUCUCUUAGGUAUCUUUAUGUGAAUAAAGAAAGACAAGGCAAACUGAGCACCUGAACACCUUUACCGAUGUGGACGCCCCUCAUUAUAUCCUUCAAGUGGGGCUUGUACCGCUGUACACGCUAGAGCUGGCCAUAGCUCUUUUACAUGUGAGUGUGCCGUUUCUACCUUGAACCCUGAUACUAAGUUUUGAUAUCUUGCCUUGUCUUUCUUUAUUCACAUACGGAUGCCUAAGAGAUUUAAACUACUACAUCCCCACAUUUGAUGUGGCGUAGCCCUUUUUCUUUUUACGGUGAACAAAGUCCUGUAUAAAUGUAACUCUAUCAUUGCCAACAGCCUUUCUGUAAUUGUUGCUAGUUGUCCAUCAACAAUCUGUCUAGACAGUAGCUAGUUUUUGUCCAUAAAACCUUGUUUACUUUUAUCUUUGAUUGCUUUCCCUCUGAAUUUUGCUGCGCUAAAUAAAGUGUGAAAUGGUGCCAGGAGUGUGAAUUUAAAGUGGCAUUAAAAAGGGAAGUCAUUGGCAAAAUGACUUUCUUUCUUACAAAAGCAGCUGGCCCCAAGGAAUUACAGUACACUGGCAAUGGGUGUCACUAACAUGUCACCAGAAGCUAGCUGUUCAUGAGUCCUGUCAUAAGAAAUUAAUUAUUAACUCUACAACUGCAGAAACAAAAGAAAAGACUUGUAUUUUCAUAUAUAUUGACUAAUCCUUUUAAAUUAAAAUUGUACAAUCUAAUGGUUUCAGUAAUUGGGCUGCAUGCCUUCUUCAUUCCCAACAACUGACCCACGACAUAUCGUAAACAUGCUACUGUGCAUGAUGGUGAAAUUCAUCUCCCAACUGGCAUGCCCAUUGAUGAGUAAGGACUUCCACAGCUCUGUGCGUUAGUAACUGAAGAAAUGUUGGCUCUUCUUCUAAUAUAAUUUUAAACCCAUACAUAAUUUUAUAUAUUUCAUGUCAUGUCAGUAUUAUUUGUUUUUUAAAAAGUACAGGUAAGCAUGAUAACUAAAACUUUAAGUAUUGGAAAAAUAACAAAACUUUUUUUUUUUUUUUUUUUUUUUUUAUCAACUGAUAAUUUCUACCCAGCUAGAGCAGCUAAUGAAAUAAUUGUCCUGAUUUUGGAAAUACAUUCUCCAUUUCCAAUCUCUUAUCUGCAGUUAUUGGUUACUGGCUUACCUGCCAGUUCUUCAGAUCGAUUUAUCCCCUUUUUUGCUGCAAUCCUGUUUUUACCUAAUUCACCAGUGUCCUGAUUUAUAAGACACCGAUGUUGGGGAGUAUGCACCCCUAUAACAGCUGAAAUGGGAAGUUACAGGAACAAAUUUAGACAUACCACAAAGUGUAUAUGCGUCUUUGUUUGCCCACCAGUGACUCUGCUAAAAACUGCCUGUGUCAUUAUACUGACCACUAAGUACCUGAUGUGGGCUGAAACAUUGUUUCGAUUUUGCUCCAAUAAAUCUGCCCACUGGAUUGAACUUGAGUGCCAGGACCAUGAUUACUUUUUUGGAAAUCGCAUUGUGAGGAUUGGCCAACCUCAUGCCAAGUUGCACUCUGGGAUCCAGGAGAGUGCGGUAUCCAUAUUGGUAAAUAUAUUAUACUGACCAAUGUCAGAUGUUUAAAUUGUAUCAGUAACAUUGUGGAAUAUACCUUACCCCAGCUUAAAAAUAAAUACAUCUGCUAUUCCAAUUCUAAGGAACACUCUAACACCAUUACCACUUAGCAUGCUGUAUGUGUUAUGGUGCUUUAACUGUUCGUAGUAACAGUUUGACUACUAACCUGGGGUUUGUCAGGUGCCCGCUGCCUGCCUCUCCUCUUAUAGUAUGAAGAGCUGGUAGUUCCUUCUAGGAGCUUCUGCGAUGCAGGGCCAGCUCAUUGGCUGAAAACAUCAGCAUGCAGCUAAGCUGUUGACAUAUUGUUUGAUUUGAUUGUUGGAGCACACUGAAGUGGUUGAGGUAUUUGGCGUGUUCCUUUAAAUUAAUUAUAACUCCAAAGCUAAAUCAGGGGAUCAAGACUGAAAAGUUGGUGUGAGACCACAUUGUCAUGUGACUUAACUGUCAUUUAACACAUGUAGUCUCUAUGAUUGACUCUCAGAGCCAAUCUCCAAUAGCCUGCUACACACCAGGCUUUAAUAUGGAGGUGCCUCCAGCCAUGUAGUGUAGUCUGAGACAGGUGAUCGACUGUCACAGUAAUUGGAUGCCUUGGCAGUUUUUGGUUUUGCUGGAAUGACUCAUGCUUGAGUAUCCUGGUACAAAUACCAGAAACACCAGAAGCCUCAGAUGCUCCUCUAUAAUAAUGGUUCUCAAAUGGCUGCGGUAUGAGACACUAAGAGCUUCCACCCUGGAUGGUGGGAAGCAGUGCUUUGUGGACCCUAGGUAAGAUGUUAACCAUUCUAAAGCGAUUUGACUACCUACAAAGGAGGGAGGCACCAGGGACUCCUAGCACCAUAAACAAUAAAGCACUUUUGAAUACUUAUGGUCUUUGGAGUGCUCCUUAAAGUUAUAUUGCUGGCAAUUUGGUAAAUGUAUGCCUACUUUGAAAGUGAAAUUAUUAUCCACAUGAUUUGGUCACAUUCUAGGAAGACUAAUAUUUUUUAAAUUAAUUGUACAGAUAUUGUUAACUGAAACAUGUUUCCUAUUCUAUAUGCUUGUAUUUGUGACCUUGUACAUGUUCUGCUCAGUACACAACAGGUGUGCUUUUCUGCUUACCAUUUCAUGCUUGAGCAUCAUUCAGUCUAGAACAGCCAGGUCAAGGUACAUCUAAUUGCUACAUCACUUGCCAGUACUGUGUAGAAUUAAUUAAUACACACAAGCAGGUGUCCGCUUCCUGAGCCAGGAGAAACUCAUCAGAAUAUGUAAAACCUGAGUAAAUUUCAUAAAGGAUUGCUAUGGCUUUCUAAUUAUCCAUUUUAUUGAGAAUCAACACAUCUAAUCAAUUCUACCAUCAGAACUGGACAUGAAGAAAUAUUUGACUCUGAUGUACAUAGCACUUUGUAUAUUUGCAAAAUGAUUUUAAUAAUCUUAGUUAUAACCAAAAAUGUACCAGCAAAAUUAUGUCCUCAGAGUAUCUCAUGCAUCUGAAGAAUAUUCCUGUAUCUGAAUAAAAAUCAUAACAAGUAGCUGAGAAAAGAUAUCUUUCUUCCUUUAGUAGUUAUUAACAAAUGUAGCAUGUUAAGAUUAAUCACCAAUGAGACAUUUAUUCUCUUUGAUGACUGCAUUGCUUGAGGGUAUUAUGCGCAUAGAUCAAUGUAUUUGGAUAGGAACACACUUUCAUUUAUGAUUUGGCUCAGAACUUCAUCAUAUUGAAUGGUAAAUAAGACAUUGACUACAGGGUUAAAGUGCUAAUAGCCACUUUUAAUUCAAGGAUCUUUGUAGCCAUGAAACCAGUAUCCACUGCUUUUUAAGGGGAUGGGGGAAGGGUAAUGGGAGUUGGAUGCUACUACACAAAUGGUAUUUUUUCAAGACAAAAGAAAGCCAUUCAGAGCAUUGAAUAACUGUAAUUUGCCCAGCAUAGAAGUUAGACGGUGGUGAAUCUAGAGAUGAAUGAGAAUUAUGCAGCUAUGGAAGAUAUUAGGAUUUCAUCAUUAAACCUCAAAUUUGAAUGCGUUAAAAAAGUUUAAUUUCAGAAUUUAGACUGAAAUAGUCAAGAUUUGACUUAUUUGUAGAAAAAAAAACAGAACUUUUGCUUAAAUUUGUCAGUUUAGGUUUUGUUGAAAUAAGCUGCUUAGUCUUUCAAUUCUUUAUAUAUUUUCAAACGUUUUUGAUAGUUGGAUUCAGAAUGGGCAGAUUAUGGUUUCUAGCCACAUACUGCCCGGCUGGUCAUCUGUGGAGCUAUAUCCUGUAAUGAAUGGGCAAUAUUACACACAUCAUCUCCAGUCAGUCGGGACACUCUACCCUUAGGCAGCACUGAAUGACUUCCAAACUGAAUCUGCUGCUAAUUUAAUGGCAGUAGGUAUUAAUGCUUGGGCAACACUGGGACAAGUAUGUCUCUGCUGCCCUAUCAGUAAAGACAUUCCCUUAAAAGGACACGCCAAGAACCAAAGCCACAAGUUCUUAAUGUAGUGUUUUUUGGGUUUUUUUGUUCAUAGAUGCUCUCUCUUGGAAUAGGUAAAAAUAUUAUCAUUUCUGAGAGACCCCAAUUUAAAUUUGGCUGAAAAUGCACCUCUAGUGGCUGGCAGGCAGACAGCUACUAGAAGCAUUCUUCCUCUAGUCCUUCGAAUUUUUUUUUUUUUUUUUUUUAAUGGUCUUCACAUUUAUAGUCAUCACUCACAGCAUGAUAAUACUAAAUGCAUUCAAUGCUCAUCAUUGAGAAGCACUGGCUUGGCGUAUGGGUUUGCAGUGCUUCUAUAUGAGAAGCAUUGAUUGGAUCAUUUUUCUCAGAGCAACCCAGUAGCUCCAUAAUCUACACUAAAAAUGGAACACUAGUUCUAAGGUAAAUAUAUUUAUCUCUAACUUUAGAGUGUUCCUUUAACCACUAUACUAACACUAAACAUUAAACUAUACUACCACAACUCUAACUAUAAACCCACUACACUACAAUAUCACUAAACUUUACAUCACACUUUACUAACCAUUAAUGUAUGCACUGCACAACACUGACACUUGACAUUAACCCCAACUAUUAAUUUAACCCUUGUGCAAUCCUGUUACUCACCAUUAACCUCUACACUACACGAAUACUAAUCCUUAACUCCUACAUUGCCACUAAUGCUAACCUAAAUAGAGUACCUCAUAUACAAAUAUAUAAUGGCAAAUUGUUUAAUAGGGGAAAAUAAGAUUUUUAAAGGUAUUUCUAAAUCAGUUGACUUUAUUGAUAAGUACUUGACCAGGUGCAAUUUUCAGUCCAUAAAUAUAAAAACAAAAAAUUAGAAAAGUGCACAAACACAUGCAUAUAUAAAUAUGGAAUCCUGUUCUGCAUGUGGUAUUGCAUAUUACAAUCAGAAUCUGGUACCACAAUAUCUGUAGAUUGCUGACUUUAAUCACUUUAUAAAAUUGUCAGAGAAGAGGGUUUAGGUAAGGUGUUUUAGGAUGUUUUAAGUCUCCGGAAGGGGGCAGCUAAGUGGCAUGUCUUCAACCUUCCAGCCUGCAUAUAUUGGUCUUUCAUAUUCUUGCUCUUAAAGGACCACUAUAGGCACCCAGACCACUUCAGCUUAAUGAAGUGGUCUGGGUGCCAGGUCCAUCUAGAAUUAACCCUUUCUGCUGUAAACAUCGAAACUGCUAUGUUUACAAAUGGGUUAAUCCAGCCUCUAGUGGCUGUCUCAUUGACAGCUGCUAGAGGCGCUUCCACGCUUCUCACUGUGAUUCUCACCAUAGGAUAGGCUAGGAGAAGGCUUUCCUAUGGACUGGAUGAAUGCGCGUGCGGCUCUUGACGCACAUACGCAUUCAGCCGAUGACGGGGAAAGAAGGAGGAGAGUCCCCACCGCCGAGGGAGCCCGGCGGGGGAAAAAAGGUAAGAUUUAACCCAUUCCAUCCCCUAGAGCCCGGCGGGAGGGGGGCCCUGAUGGUGGGGGGAACCUAGAGACCCUAUAGUGCCAGGAAAACAGGUGUUUUCCUGGCACUAUAGUGGUCCUUUGAACUGUAUCAUGUGUUUGUGUUUUUCUCUCUCUCAUGUUAAUUGAAUCAAUACUUUCUUGAAAAAUCGCGUUGUUUUUAAUAACAGUUUAUAUGAUUAUUAAAGAGAUAAAAUAUACAUUGUCAUGUUGUGAUCUUAUGGGAACACUAUAGUUACCAGAACAGACUAAUGUAGUUUUUCUGGUGAGUACAGUCUGUCCCUGCAGACAUUCUGGUGUAAAUACUGCCUUUUCAGACAAAAGGUCUGCCUAGGGACACCUCAAGUGACAGUCACUCAGACGGCCACUAGAGGUGCCUCCUGGGUAAGUCACUGACAUUCAGUGUCUCCAUGCUCUGCUUUAUGAGGAUAUUCUGAUUUGCCAGCAGAGCGUUUGACUCCACUCACCACACCUCAGUGCUUUUGGUUUAGCUGAGAGUGUCCAUUCUGAUGAACUCAGCCAAGGAUGCUGAUCGGAGUAGGGCCAGCGUAUUUAAGGGGUGCAAAGAUCUUUAUGAAAUACUCAUUUUGACUGGGUUUGAAUUUCCCUUAAAUUCUAACCCACACAAGAGAUACACAAAGAAAAAGUAGGGAUUACUUUGUCUCUGUAUAUUUUCUCUGCAUGACUCUCUGGGCAGAGCUAUAGAGUCCAUCCCUACAGCCGUCACCAGUAACAGCUGCCAGGAACUGGCUCUGUCUGUGGACGAUCCCUCGCAUGAUCUCCCAUAGACCUUAAUGCUGUAUUCUUGCACAUGUACAAGAGUUCAGCAGUCACGUCAGCUCUUGGUGCAUAAACACCAGGAUCUGAAGAGGACCUGUGAGAGAAAGAUGUCGGCACCAGCGAGAGACAGGUUCCGGUAAGUAAGUCUCACCUUUACCUGCCCUCAUGGCCACCGGACCCCAAUGGGGAUCUUUGCGAAUUUGGCAAAGUCCCCAGGUGUGACAGUGUCGCUUUAAUACUGUAAUUGUGAUGUCUACAUCCAUCGUUCUGAGUACUCUGAGCAAAAAACCUGGCAUGCCUGUUGCCAGCAUAGAAUAUAAUGCAUUUUUAUUGUAUUUGAUAUGCCUGCUGCAUGCUUGUUCAAGGUCACAAGUUAUGACAUACUGACAAGCAAGGCAAAUGUAAUAGAUAUAAAACUGAUUGAUAGGCAUCAUUUUAUGUUUUGCAAAAUUGUUUGUGAUUGCAUGGACAUAAAUAUUUUAUAGCUCUCUCUGCAAAUUCUGUUUGCGCUAGCAACAGUAUUAUUACAAUCCAAAAAAUUUCAAUUUUUAAUGUCUUUUUCCAUUUAGUUUGCUGAGCCACAGCGAUCCCCCUCUGCGUUUGCUGCUAUAUAUUCUAAAGGCGGUGUCCCUUGCAGGUAAAGCCAUCCCUUUCUUGCUUUGUUGUAAUAUAUAGAUAAGUUUCAAAGUACAUAUGGUUAUCUCUGGCAAUCAGUGAGCAAUUCAAUUAUAAACCGGCAACCUGUCAGCAGUAUAUUUAUUUAAUGGGAGCAUUUAAAAAAAAAAAAAAAAAAAAAGUUGUUUGUUUAUUUUGAUGUUUUUAUUUGUUUAUUUUAAAAUCAUACUUUGCUUUUAUUGCAGAUAGUGUGCUUAGCAGUGUCUGCCUAAGGUGUUUUUUUUUUUUUUUUAUUCAUGGAUUAAACAGAUUGUCUGUAUUUGAGCAUAAUACCCACAUACAGUAUAUACAGUUAAAUCGUAUAUGUCUAAAAUAAAGGUAUUUAAAUGGCUACAUCAAUCUAACAAUCUCUGGAAUGCUGCCUGUCAAUUUUUGUUUUCAGAUUGGUGCAUGGUUCUGUAAAACACAAAUUGCAAUGGGAACGUCUUCCAGAAACCAUUCAAUUUGAUCCUGUGUUAGUAACAUUAGCUGAGGUAAGAUAAUUGUGCUGAAUGUCACUAUUCAUUCUCUGAAUAAAAUAUAAAUGAUGCUUUUUAUGUUCUCUAGCUUAUUGAGUUUAACUUCACGUAAACUUUCUCAGGGUUUUCAUAUCUAACUUUUACAAAAGAAAACAGUAGUUCCUCAGUUGCUAUUAAUGACUCAAUAUCUGCAGCUUGUUAAAGGAUCACUCCAACCACUAACGUGUGCGUUAGUUAGUAGUUAUGGUGCCAAAAGUGCACUGUUGUGCCAAACUAUUUGUUAAUGGUUGUGCUGGGCUUAGCUAAUUGGCUGAGAGUGAUCAGGUGAUGCUCUCAAGCAGUGAGCCUGCACAGGGAUUAGCUAAUGGAAGCUUAGUGUUAAAUAUUACUAUAAUUUGCAUAUACAUUUAGUUGUGAUGGCAACUUUUAAAUUUUUCAGGCAGUAAUCCUUAAACUACUUAGUGAGGCUGUUCUGUAUUAACACUUUUCUGAUGUAGAAUUACCAAGGCAUUAAGAAGGGAAUUAGGGAACUCCAGACAGGUUUGUACAUUUUCUUCAAUUUUAAUAAUCAAUUAAAAACAUUUUGAAGGUUAACUUAUCACUUUAUUUAUUUAUUUUAAAGCUUUAAUUAAAACUGACACGUGAAUUCCCUCAAAGAACUGUGAAUCCUAUAGAUUGAGAAAUACAAUACAUUAAACUUACCACACUGGAAAGGCCUCUAUCUGUUUCUGCAAUAUCUGGCAGUCUAACUUUGUUCUUUUACAACCUAUGUCUCAUGAUAUUUAUGUUCAUGGAUGGUGCCCUAUGGAAAAUCCCAUGACAUAUGUGUCAUCCUGGAGAUAUGCCAACGACAUCAUUGGUUGCUAAUGUUAAUAUCCAGGCUUACCAAUGAGCAUGCUGAUUGAGCCGAUUAGAGACACUCAACUUUAUUUACAGAUAACAUAGUAUUUUAAGAGAAACUCCAAACACCAUAACUUGGAUUAUCCCGUUUAUGUAUUUCUAAAACAUUCAUCUGACAAGUCCACUUUUUAUCAUUUCCAAAAAGAGAUCUGGCUGGUUCCUAAUUGUCUUUUAAAUCUCUAUAAUAUACCAAAGAAAAGUGAAUUUGAUAGAACGAUAAAAAGCUAUUCUACUUAACCUCUUAAGGACCAAACUUCUGGAAUAAAAGGGAAUCAUGACAUGUCAUACAUGUCAUGUGUCCUUAAAGCGGCACUGUCAUGCCGAACUUACCUUUCCUCAAUCUCUUCCUCUUCUCCUCCUCUCUCAGGAUCUGUUAUUCUUUUCUUCCUGUCUUCUUUAGUUUUCUUUAAAAUCAUAAGACAAAGUAAGGACUCUUUGCCUUAUGGAGGAUUCCUCCGCUUGACCAGCUCUGACCAGCGGAGGAGCAAAGUGUGCUUCAUUUCCGCUGGUCAGAGCAAUUUUCCCAUGAUCCUUACCUUCCCUCUGUGUUCCCGCGAUGCUUCCUGUCAUUUUACAUGAAACUGCCGAAUUGCGUUCUAACUGAAUGAGAACAGUCUGUUCGUUCCUUUUAGAACGCAAUUCGGCACUUUAUUCGGAUCGGAGUUUCAUUCUAAUGAAUGAAACUCUGAUCCUAUUCAUUGCUGUGGCUGCCUCUUGCAGCCGCUUAGUAGAUAACUCCCUAAUUCCCACGGUAUCAGGGAGUUAUCUACUAAAAGGCUGAAAGACCUAAAUUGGUCUUUCAGCCACAUUUACUAAUACUAAGUAAAGAUUACUUAGUAUUAGUAAAUUAAAUACCCCUGCUCGCUAUAUCGCGAGUAGGGGCAUGUGUAGUAAGCAGUGAGCAGCGUAUAGUUGCUCACUGUAAAAAAAAUAAAAUAAAAAAUAAAAAAUAAUACCCCCCCCCCCAUGCCUGUGGGGGCCCUAAAUAAAGAUGGGGGGGGACCUACUGGCCCCCCUGGCCCCCACCCCUGCGCGGUGGGUGGGGGCCCUAAUAAAACAAUAGGGGGGGGACCUACUGUCCUCCCCCCCCUGGCCCCCACCCCUGCGCGGUGGGUGGGGGCCCUAAUAAAACAAUAAGGGACCUACUGUCCUCCCCCCCUGGCCCCCACCCCUGAGCGGUGGGUGGGGGCCCUAAUAAAACAAUAAGGGGGGGACCUACUUCCCUCCCCGGCCCCCACCCCUGGCGGUGGGUGGGGGCCCCUAAAUAAAGCUAUGGGGGGAACUUCUGUCCCCCGCCACCCUGCUAGCGGUGGGUGGGGGCCCUGUAAUAAAACAAUAAGGGGGGGACCUACUGUCCUCCCCUGGCCCACCCCUGGCGGUGGGUGGGGUCAGUAAAACAAUAAGGGGGAACCUACUGUCCUCCCCUGGCUACCCUGAGCGGUGGGUGGGCUAUAACAAUAAGGGGGGACCUACUGUCCUCCCCCCUUGGCCCCCACCCCUGAGCAGUGGGUGGGGGCCCUAAAUGAAACACCCCCCCAAUCAAGGUGACUAGGGGUCCCAAGCCCCUAGUCACCCCCCCACCCAAAAAAAAACUAUCCCCUACCUACCCCCCUCACCCUAAAAAUAGUGAGGGGGGAAUAAAAUAACUAACCUGUAAAAGAAAAUUAAACUUACCAUUUGACGUCUUCUUUUUUUUUAAAUCUUCUUUCUUCAGCCCCCCAAAAGGCCAAAUAAAAAUCCAUUAUACCCAUUAACAAAAAAGAGUGCAAAAAAAAUUAAUCCAUGUUAGCCCUUGAGGGACGCCAUGAACUGAGCUCCAUGAAGCGGGUCAAGGCUUUCUCAUGCCCGCCCUGCAAUUAGGCUUAGAACACUCUGAUUGGUGGGUUUAAGCCAAUCAGAGUGCUCUGAGUCAUUUUACACAGCUUGGGAAAAUUCAAAAGAACUUUCCCAUGCUGUGUAAAAUGACACAGAGCACUCUGAUUGGGUGGCUUGAAAAUUCAAAAGAACUUUCCCAUGCUGUGUAAAAUGACACAGAGCACUCUGAUUGGGUGGCUUGAAAAUUCAAAAGAACUUUCCCACGCUGUGUAAAAUGACUCAGAGCACUCUGAUUGGCUUAAACCCACCAAUCAGAGUGUUCUAAGCCUAAUUGCAGGGCGGGGCAAGGCUUUAUAUGCGCCCUGCGGAGCUCAGUAUGCGGCGUGCCCUCGAAGGGCGAACAUGGAUUAAUUUUUUUUUGCGCUCGUUUUUUUUUUUUUUUAAAGUGCGACGGGUAUAAUGGAUUUUUAUUUGGCCUUUUUGGGGGCUGAAGAAAGAAGAUUUUAGAAAAAAGAAGACGUCAAAUGGUAAGUUUAAUUUUUUUUUUACAGGUUAGUUAUUUUAUUCCCCCCUCACUAUUUGUAGGGUGAGGGGGGUAGGUAGGGGAUAGGUUUUUUUGGGUGGGGGUGACUAGGGGCUUGGGACCCCUAGUCACCUUGAUUGGGGGGUUGUUUUAUUAGGGGCCCCACCCACCGCGCAGGGGUGGGGGCCAGGGGGGGAGGACAGUAGGUCCCCCCCCCCUUAUUGUUUUACUGGGGCCCCCACCCACCGCUCAGAGGUGGGGGCCAGGGGGGGGAGGACAGUAGGUCCCCCCCCCUUAUUGUUUUAUUAGGGCCCCCACCCACCGCGCAGGGGUGGGGGCGGAGAAAAACAGUGGGUCCCCUUAUUGUUUUAUUAGGGCCCCCACCCACCGCUCAGGGGUGGGGGCAGGACAGUAGGUCCCCCCCUCUUAUUGUAAUUUAUGUCAUUUUUUUCAACAGUGAGCAGCCACAGGCUGCUCACUGUUUAGUAGACAUGCCCCUACUCGCGGUAUAGCGAGUAGGGGCAUUUGGGAGAUUUUAAUCUCCCUUGUGCUAUUAUGGGGGUCAUAUUGACCCCCAUAGAGUGAGAGGGGGUACUGGGGGGCUUAUGAAGUGGUGGGGAGCACUGCUCCCUGCCGCUUCUAUCUUUACAUAUUACAAGGAGGGAGCUGCACGCCGGUAGCUCCCUCCCUGUAAUAAACUGCACGAACAAACAUACACUGAUACAUUGUGUUUGUUUGUUCGGCUGAUAUUUCUAUUCACUCAUUCGUCUGUCUGAUGAAUGAGUGAAUAGAUGAAAUUCCUGUUCGCAUGUCCAGGUGUUUCACUGGGCAUGUGCGGGAAUCUCACAGUGCUGUCUAGUGUGGGCUGAUGACGUGUCCCACAGGGACUUCACCUACCCACACAAAGAUGGCGGCUCCCUGAAUAAAGAUCGGGGCAGAAAAUAAGGAUUAAAAAAUAGGUAAUGUGGGGGGCAUAGGGGCAUUUGGGGGUGACUAGUGGGUCAAUUGGAUGUAGUGGAGGCGGGAGGGGGGUUAAAAAAAAAAAACGUGAUUCGGCAUGACAGUGCCGCUUUAAGGGGUUAAAGACCCUUCUGUAAAUAUAGUGUAAGCAGAGGCAUCAGGUAUACCCCUCAUAUACAAGAAAGAUGCUCCAUCAAUCUAUCAGCUCUUAGUAUGGUCAAAAAGGGUGUUAUAUUUUUUUUUUUGCUCCAUUAAAUGAUAUUUAGUUUAUCCUCCACCUGCAGUUACUCAUCCCAUAGAGUUGCUAAGUAGGUUGAUAGCAAUCCAUAUCAUGGCUGCUAUAACCCUGAUCACAGCCCAAUUAAAAUUUUUGUGAACAGUGCUGCGUGCAGUGAUCUCAUAAGCUCCCAAAUAAGUGUCAGAGCUGGAGGAAGGAGGAAAAAGACCAAUCCAAGUUGUACAUGUGGCAUGCACACACCACAAGCACAAGCAGGACAAACUUGGACUCCGGAGACCAAAGUAAAACUCCUUCUGUUGUAUCAGAGAUACAGGGGGCAAGUUUAUAGCAGUUUUUUGUUUUGUUUUUUUUCAAUGCAUUAUACUUCUUCAGUUUCAAACAGGAACAACUCUAAAAAGGAAACAUAUAAAAUUCAACUAGCACAAUAAACUCACAAUAUAUUGGUAAAAUGGAUCAUUUUGACACAUAAAGACCCUUUUAACACCUUAGGGAAUAAUCACAACCUUAACAAUGCAGUCCUCAAACUGACAUGUAAUGGUGCCAGAUAAAUAGGACAUUCAAAGACUCUGCCAAGUCCCUUGUGUCACCAAAUAAAUAGGGCAUUGCACUGCCAGCAUGAUGUCUUUGAUGUGAAGAAUUUGAUGAAAGUAUGGUUAUUGGUCCUUGGCAGGUUAGGCAUUUAAUAAAUGUUUUGUAUCAGAACACUUUCUUGCAGUGGAUGUAGUUUGAAAGAAAUAACAUACACACAAUAUUUAUGUCCAGCUAUAAAUCAAAAACCAUAUUCACAUUAAAGCAUUUAUUUCAGAUUCAGACAUGGCUAUAGUUACAUAUCACUUGCCUAUGAAUGCACACAUCUACACUGUCUUGUUCUGUCAAAAUAUUUUGCAUGCAUGUGUAUGGAUUCAUACUGCAUACAUUUUAAAAGUACUUUGGCUUGUACAUACUGUGUUUUAUAAACCAUAAAAUGUAAAUGUGUAAAAAUGUGAUACAGCUUCAGUGUUUGUAUCAAAACAAUUCUUCGAACGAUUAAAUAUGCUUUACUCUUAUAUCAGAUAAACGAAACAUUUCCUUCCCAAACUCUGCGUUGAACCCUGUAAUUUGAUGGUACAUUUUGUCACACAUUUAAAGUGAAUAAUGAAUGAUUGAUUGCUAUUUAGCAUCAGAGUAUUUUAUAACAGCUGCCACCAAAUUUUAAUAGCUCUGAGACACAAGGAGCUGUGUUCCUAACAGCCUGGUGCAGAUUAAUCAAGUUCCAUCAAAAUCAUUUUAUUUAUCUGCCAAAUCGUUUAAUUCCUGGGCAGCUCAUGCUUUAUAUAAGUAUAGAUUUCUUUUUAGUUAUAACCCGGAUUAAAUAUGUUAUCUUCUUGUUUUUUUAGUUAAUAAAUUGUAAAUGCCUUUGCAAUUAAAUGUCUUCUAUGAGAUGAUAGAUUAUAUUAAAUUGUUCAUCUGUAAUAAAUAACUCCUAAAGACUGUCAGGUUAUUUUGAUUUAUAAUCUGUAAAACCACUACCAAUAAUAAGAUACUGAAAAAGUUUGUCUCAAAAGCUUUGCUGUUGGAGCUCUUAUUUCAAUUUUGUGUCCUGACUUUCAAGUUCUGUCUGCUAAAAGGAGUGUUCUUCUUGUGGUAUUACGCUGGUAUGGGCAAACUCUUGUUUACUGUGCUUUAUAUACACCAUAAUCUGUUCAUUAGAGUAUGCUAUUGUGCAUAUGUAAUGCAUUUUAAUUGUGUUUUAUGAAGAGGUUUGCAUGCUUUUAGAACAAUGUCUGUUGACAUUUCAUUCUGAUACACUUCCCCCACCUUAAAAUGACAUGCAUCUUCUUUGAUCUCUUAAAGGAACACUGUAGGGUUAGAAUUACAUAUCUGUAUUCCUAUCGCUACAGCCCUGAUGACCCUCAUCAACUAAACCCCCACCCCCCGGUAAAAAAACAAACAAAAAAACACUGAAGCAAAUUAAAACUAAUCACUCACAUUUUCUCUAGCACCAAGUCUCUCUCUGCACUGCCCUGACUCACCUCCUCAGGUUGAAUCAUCCUGGAUGAUGGGCCAAUAUAAUUCUUUGGGGAACGUAGGCAUAUGUGCGGCACUCACCGCAAUACGCCUAUAAUUCCUCCAUAGAGAAUCUUUGUAUCUAAUGAUUUUCUAUGGGCGAUCUUGACAGGACCGCUCAUGCGCAUGUGACUUCACAGUAUUAGAGCCGGGAAGUAAGAUUCCCAGCUCUCAUACCCAGAGGGCUUGGAAGCAGGGCUUAAUGCCUUCAAGUUAGUGAAAUAAAUGGUUUUAGGGGUAUGCUGGGGGCGGGGAGGGGCAGUACUGCAUGCACUAUAACAACUUGAUAAAUAUAAAGAUAAAAAGAUAAAGCUUUUAAAGUGCCUACAAUAUUCCUUUAAUAGAUAUUUUUUCACUUUAAUUUCCCCUGCUGCAGGGUCUUAAAGAAACAAGGCAUCCAUACACCUUUGUCUCUCAGGAAGGAUUUAAAGAGUUGUUGAUGGUCCCUGGAGCUCAACAAAAAGCUCUGCCAUUGUUACCCAAGUUGGCAGUUGCAUUGAAAGGUGCCCUGGUAUGUAUUUCUCACAGACAGCCCUUCCUUUUAAUGUACAGGUAGAUUGCUUUUUGUCAUUAAUGAAAACAAACCAUGGAUAACCUGCGAAGUCAACUGUGUGAUGUUGAUGGAAAGAUACGAUCAAUUAGAGGUAGAAUGGUUGAAUAUUAAUGUUUUAAUUAACUAUUAACAAAAUGUGGACUUGAAGGCUAAAAGUUGUUCUACCACUGCAGAUAGCUGAUUUUGAAUUCAGGAUUCCAAACCAAUAUCUAUACAUGCAUAAAAGUGUGUGUGUAUGUAUAAAUAUAUAUUGACCCUGGAACCAUAUAACCACACAGUCUUAAUAAUAGGAACACCACAUAAAUCGUAUUUCUUGUAAAUGCAGUCUUUUUCUUUAUUAAGAGGUCUGGCAAUUUGAACAAAAAUAAAACAAACCAAAAAAAGCCUUGAUCUUCUGAGCUCUAACCUCUGUUGAGCAGCUUACCCGCUUCCAACUAUACAAAACACAAAUUUGAGCACAGACCUUUUUUUGAAAUACCGUAUUUAUCGGCGUAUGACACGCACCGGCGUAUAACACGCACCUCAUUUUAAGAAGGAAAUUUCAGGGAAAAAAAACUUAAAGGACCACUAUAGUGCCAGGAAAACAUACUCGUUUUCCUGGCACUAUAGUGCCCUGAGGCACUUCUCCUCUCCUCCUUGCUCGCGACGUCAUCCUCCUCUCCUCCUUGCUCGCGACGUCAUCGGCUGAAUGCGCACGCACAUUCAGCCGGUCGCAUAGGAAAGCAUUUACAAUACUUUCCUAUGGACGCUUGCGUGCUCUCACUGUGAUUUUCACAGUGAGAAGCACGCAAGCGCCUCUAGCGGCUGUCAAUGAGACAGCCACUAGAGGCUCUGAAGGCUGGAUUAACCCUCAGUAUAAACAUAGCGCGGAACAGGAGUUUCUGUUUCCUGUACCCAGUCGGACUGACAGGAAGGUGCACACUGAGCAUGCACCUUCCUAUCACUCCGGCCGGCCACCGAGGACAGCAGAGCAGCUCGGCCACGCUACAGGGGAGGUGAGAACCAACUGCAGCCGCCUGACCGCUCUUGACAGAGCGCUCAGGCGGCUGCAGCAUUUAAAGGGCCGGCGUAUAACACGCACCCACAAUUUCUCCCCUAUUUUCAGGGAGAAAAUGUGCGUGUUAUACGCCGAUAAAUACGGUAAAUGUUUCCUUUCUCCUUCAGAACACGAAGACUCUUGUAGAGAGAAAUGCAGUCUCACACACUGCUUGUCCUUCUCCCUGUGAAUCCCUGACAGGGAAGUUUUAUAGCGGUCCUGUGCUAAUAAUUGCCAACAGGUGAGCAACUAUCUGGGUGAUCCAAAACUCCGGGACUGGAUUGCUCACCUGCUGUGCUGUAUGUAAACUGUGGAAUGGAGCAUUGGCCCUUCCUUCACUCCAAAUGCUCCACCCCUGGAGCCCAUAUUAAAUUGCAAAAUUGCUCUGACAAAAACAGACAGACCUUCUUCCUGGGGCUAUUAAUUUACGUAUUCAAAUACUUUUGGAGAAAUAUACACUCUAUUCUUAACAAUGCCUUGCAAUCUGUCACAAUAUAUAUAUAUAUAUAUAUAUAUAUAUAUAUAUAUAUAUAUAUAUAUAUAUAUAUAUAUUACAUCGCCAAUCUACUGGAUUAUGUAGAAAACCAUGACAGAUUGUGUAACCAAAGACCAUGCUUCUGUCAGAUAAUUGUCAUUCCUGCCCUACGUGUAAUGUAAAACACAGUAUUAUUUUGUUAGUUUUUUUUUUUGGUUUGUUUUUUAAUUGCUACAGUAAUGUAGAUUGCUUUAUGUUUACACCACCAUUUUAUAAGUGUCAUUAAUGAAAAGGAUAUACGUUCUUGGUUACAGGUCCAUACAGAUGAUGGUGUUUUUGAAAGAGGAUUGAAUGGCUUAGUACAGUUGAGCGCUGUUGUUGGACCAUCUCUUAAUAUUCAUCUUAAGAAUCUACUCACAAGUGUAAGCAUGAUAAUUUAUUACAGUUUCUAACUUAAUGUGGGAGCUCUGUGUAAGGUCAUAAUAAAGUUGGCCGGUUAAUUUAAAUCUAUAUUUAUAUAUACCAUGGUUGCCUAGCUGUGUCUUGUUAGCAUAUUUGUUGCUUCUGUUUGCUUUUGUAAUUUUUUUAAUACAUUCGUCUUAUAUAAUUAACCUUUCACCUUUACAUCCGUGAUACAUUUAUUUAGGCAAUGGGUAAUGUCAGCUUCUUUUAAAUCUUUUGAUCAAGUAAUAAUGAGAAGUAUUUUCUGUCUCAGAGGUUAACAUGGGACGUAUAUAUACUUUUGUGUUAUUUCUUGCAGUUCUCACUUUGUAAUUUCUUCAAGUGCUAGAAAUUGUCAUUUGCCAGUGUAGAUAAAAAUAACACCAAAUUGGUAUUAGUAGGUCUAUUCCAGUGCCAUGGUGUUAGAACCACAUCAAGGAAUGGCUCUGCUAGUUCCUAUGCCAGCUCUCAUACAUUCACUUUGUGACAUGCCGCUGCGGUAGUUCUGAUGCACUAUCCUGCUGAUGUGUGCACAUAAUUAUGUUGUGGAAUUAUGUACAAUUAUAUUUCUGCACCUUUCUACACAUCAGGAGGCAGCCAUAGAAAAGAGGGUGGCCAAUGACCUAUAUAACAAUCACACUAGGGCCAAAAUGGGAGGUUUGCAGUUUAUAAUGGUGCAGAGGAGUGCCUUCUUGCCACUUUCCUCUAAGGGAGUAAAGCUCACUCCUUGACUGACUGUGUACUCCUGGUAAGAGGCUUCGUGUAAUGACAUAUGUACUUUAGAAAAAAGAGAAGGUAAUAGGCGCUCACUAUAGAAAUAAGUGAAAUAAGCAGCAGUAUACAGAACAAGGAUUCCCAAAACCUUGUGGAAUAGAUAAAAUGAAAGAAGAAAAUGUAAACCGCGCUUUUAAAAAUGUAAAUGAUACAUACAUAUACUUGUAGGUAAUUCCAAUAGGUAUGAAAUCUCGGAAUAAAUAAAAUAAAAGAAAUAGUAGUGCAAUACAGUAACAAUAAAUAUUAUGAGAUGGUGAUUGUAGCUUGUAAUUCAGUCCACUCACAUUUAUAUGAGCUAUAACAGAGCUCGUCUGUAGUGCGCUUGGACGGUAUAAUCCCCGUCUUAGGAUAAGAUGUUCCAAUUGGUCCAGAUAUUUCGAAGUGCAGUAUGCGUAAUAAAAACAAAAAUAGCAGCCAAUAGUGAAGUAAGUACUAUUAAUAAAAUUAAUAAAAAUAUGGUAAUGUACUUACAAUUUUCUGAGCAUGUAACUUGCUCUAGUAUAAACAGCUUAGGUGGUAUAAUCCCCACCAAGGAUAUGCAGAAUCCAGGAAGUAAAUAAUGAAUAUAAAAGUAUCAAAUUAAAAGUAUAUUUUAAUAUAAAACAAAACAUAAUAUCAACAUAAAAUAUAUUAAGGAAAGUCAACUUAACGCGUUUCGCCUGGUAGGCUUCUUCAGAAGUGUAGUAGGAGCUUCCUCUGGGUUCCGUUUUUUCGAAAAUACUUCCUGGUGUGCUUCUUCCGGUUUCCUGGUUCCCUGUGGAACGCACGCGUCAUACCGGAAGUGACAUGGAAUACGUGUCUUACCGGAAAUGACGCAGCGUCAUGUAUUUGAUGCUGUGUUGAUCUUGUGCCACUCGUGGAACGCACGUACCGCUCAGAAAGCGUGCGUUGCGUUCCAGGCGCUUACACAGAGUAUACAGGCCCCUAAGUGAUGGGCAUGCCUAUUUAGUAAAAAUAGCAUGAUGGCCAUGUUAAGUAUGGGCAUAAAAGGAAAAGAAUAAGUAAAGGACAUUUGUCAUUUGAUUACCAAAUUAUUUAAACAGAUAUUUUAGAAACAAUAUAGAUAAAUAUAGAAGAACAAUAUGUACAAAAAAGAGCAAAUAUAUAAAGAAAUAAUAGAAGGGUAAAAAGAUAAUGCUCACAGAUAAUGGUGGGUAUUUUAAACAUAAAAAUGUAAAAAUUUCUAAUAUAUAGUAAUACCAUAUAAUAAUAAAAAAAGGCAUAAUGAAAAUAUGAACGCAAAUACUCUUAUUGUGUUCAAAGAUAAUAUAAACCAAUGAAUAUUGACAUGAUUAUUAACUUUAAAUAUAAUAUUGAUAUAAUCGUAUGAAGAGGAGUAGUUGUAAAAAAAAUUGUUUAAAAAAAUAAUACAUAACACUGUAUAAAAAAAGGGGCAAAUAUGGAUAAAGAGACUUGUGGACUGUAAAAUAUAUAUAUAUAUAUAUAUAUAUAUAUAUAUAUAUAUAUAUAUAUAUAUAUAUAUAUAUAUAAUAAAAAAAGUAUAUAUAAAUAAAAAAAAGUAUAUAAAAAAAAAAGAUUUUUAUUUUUAUUUUAUAAAAAAUUGUAUAAAUCAAAAUCCACAUUGAGUCCAUUUGGGUGUAAAGUGUCUAACUGAUAUACCCACUGCAUUUCUGUUCUUCCAAUCUUUUUCACAACGUCUCCUCCUCUCCAGUGGUUUCUUACAAUAGCAAUCCCAGUGAAUGAGAGGGGCUUAGGAUCAUUAUUGUGCACGCAGAAGUGAACUGGUACAGAGUGGUUAUUUAGACCUUUCUCUAUAUUUCUGCAGUGUUCUGCUAUUCUUGUUUUUAAUGGUCUAAUGGUCCUACCUACAUAUUGUAGGCCGCACAGGCAUUCCAGUAGGUAUAUUAAAUUGUUACUGUUGCAUGUAAUAACAUCCUUAAUAUUGUAUACUUUACCAGUAAUAUUAUUUUUAAAAUUUGUAAUAUCUCUUCUAAUUGUUUUUGUUUUUUUACACGCCAUACAACAAUUGCAUUUGUAGAAACCUUUUUUAUCCAUAAAAUUAUUAAUUGCAUUGGAGCUCGUCUUCGUAUAGUUUUUAGUUGGUGCAUCUUAAGAUUUGGUGCACCUCUAAAUAUUAUCUUGGGUUUAUCAGGAAUUAAUGUUUUUAAAAUAUCGUCUUCUUUUAAUAAGUGCCAGUGUUUUUUUUAUAAAAAGUUAUUUAAUUGUUUAUUUUUAUUAUUAUAAUCUAACACAAUUGGCAAAAUGAAAUCUGAAUGUGUUGAUUUUGAUUGGAUUUUAUCUUUCUGUAUAAGUUGAUUCCUGUUUAAUCUAGCUGUUUCAUUAAUUGUAGUUUCAUUUGUAUUUUAUUGUCUUUAAUGUAAAUAUUCAGGUCGAGAUAAGUGACCAUGGUAUUACUAAAAUCUGCUGUUAGAAAUAUGCCUUCCUCAUUACUAUUUAAAAAAGAGAUAAAAUCUUUAGCUGAGCCAAUAGACCCUUUCCAAACAAAAAGGAGGUCAUCUAUAUAACGAGAAUAGGACACCAGGCUAUCCAUCCAGCCAUACCCCCUCCAGACAAAACGGUCCUCCCACUCUGCCAUAUAUAGAUUGGCAUAGCUGGGUGCAAACCUGGUGCCCAUAGCUGUGCCAGUUUUCUGUAAGUAAAAGUCAUCUUUAAACCAAAAAUAAUUAUGUCUUAAAAUUAAAUCUAUACCCUCAAUAUUAAAAUCUGCUUGUUCUUGAAAUAUAGAUUUAUCCCGUUCAAGGAUAGAUCUUAUUGCAUGACACCCUUUUUCAUGCUGUAUAAUCGUGUACAGGGACUGCACAUCACAAGUAAUAAGUAUAUAAUCUUCUCUCCAAAUUAUAUUUUUCAAUUUUUUAAGAAGGUCUAUCGUAUCUUUUAGAUAUGAUUUUGUUUAUCUUAUAUGUACUUUACAACGGAUAUUAUUUGUGUUGCUAGAAUGUGUUAGACUGUUGCUCUCUGCAAUUGCCUAUAUAAAAAUUAAUUUAAUCUACCUUUGUUUAAUAGCUGUCGAAAAGAUUAAUGGACAAAAGAUAUAAGGAGCAGGUAACAACUGCUCUGCAGAAGCUGGAACAAUAUGGAGGCAAGGUAACAAUGUUGACUUUGUUUACAUGCUUUUAUUUGCUAAUUUUGUCUUUUUUUUUUUAAUCGUGUUUAUAGUUAAAGUAACACUUCUACCCCUAUAAUAAUGUCAGUUCGUUGAAGUUGUUAUGGGGACAAUUGUGCCUGUCUUACCAUCAGGGGUUAAAGUGUUUUCCAACUGUUUAACACUAAAGUUAGUCCCACACUCCCCUCUCUUUCUUCCUUGACCACAGCCCUUCAAAAAUUGGGGGAUGUAAAAUAGUUUUUUCAACGUAGAGCCGCUAACUUGAGUUUUAAGGUUUUACCUCUACUGAUGGCAUGACACCCCAUAUAUAAUGAGAUUGUAAGGUGUGUUAUUAACCCGAACCCAGUUCUCACAGAUUGGCAAACUGCUGUUGCAAAAGUUACAGUUCCGUAUUCGCAGUGUGAAGUCUGUCCUGGUUUAAUGGAAUUCAUUGGCUGAGCUUGUCAGCUGAUGUUCUCUGGCAAUGUAUGCAAUCAAGGUAAGGGCAAAAUUCAUAAAGCUAUUGAUAGAGUGUACCUUUCACAAUAGCUAUGUUUUGAACAUAUGGACAGUGCCAGAGGCAUGCUGCCAACACAGCCACUAAAGCAGUCUGAAGUAGCCUUAGUGUUCGAGUGCUCCUUUAAUGCUGUGAAUUAAAAAAACAUAAAGCAUUGUUAAUUACUUAAUUUAAAAUAAUCCAUCUCUGUGUAUAAAAAGGAAUACAAAAUUUAAAAUAAUAAAAAUAAUAUUCUAACAACAAAUAGUAUAUUCUGUAUAACAACUGCAAAUGCACUUCACUGGCUAAGUGUGUAUAUGUAUUGAUUUCACAACAUUGUAAGCAUUCCAGUGCUGAAAUAUCUUAUCAAAUAUAUGUGUGUUUUUACAACUUCACUGCUUCAAGCACAUAUUUAUCUCUCUGCAAUAUAUAAUCACCUAUAAUAUGGAUGGUAAUAAAAUGUAUUCAAAGGAUCACAGAAAAACACUCAUAAUAUGUAAAUGUAGCAAAGAUCGAUCUAAUACAUGAAAUGCAUGUACAGCUGCAACUGGUUACUGGGUUCCCUUUAAUCUUUCUGGAAUGUCCCCAUUGAUUGUGAUGGACGAUUUGAAGCGACCCUGGAGUCUAUUAGAAUUUCUACUGUAUGUGUCCUUCCCCACAACGUGUCUUGACAUAUUAGUAUUUGUGGAUUUUAACACCUAUAGCUUUCUACCAGGUUUCACAAAACAAACUAAAUAUUAGUAUUCAAUUUAGAAGAAAUUUAUGUUAAACUACCAAUGUUAAUUUCUCAAAGCUGAAAUUAUUAUUAUUAUUAUUGCCAUUUAUAUAGCGCCAAUAGAUUCCCUAAUGCUUUGCAAUAUUAUGAGAGGGGGGAUUUAACUAUAAAUAGGACUAUUACAAGAAAACUUACAGGAACGUUAGGUUGAAGAGGACCCUGCUCAAACGAUCUUACAGUCUAUAGGAUGGCCUGGAAAGGAUUAAUUGCAAAGAUCUAUGGCAAAUCUUUGAGUCUGAUGUUUCUGGCUGCCAUUGUCCACUUCACACAGACCAACUAAUUUUUCUGUUUUUUUAAAUGAAAUUUUAUUUAGUUAUUAAUAUAAAUAAACAAAUUGCAGCACGUGGCUUAUGUUGGAAUCUAACAGGUAUAUUCACUAAUGUCAAAUGGUAACUAAACAGCAGCCAGAUGUUGUCUGGUGAAACCAGCUGAAUCUCCAAAUAAUGUGUGAUUUGGCUAUUCACAAACAACUAAAUUGCAGCUGAAAUGGCUUUAUUCCAUUGUUCCAAUUCACAUACCACGGUUUUGCUCCUAAAACUGAAAGACUCCCUAAUCUUAUUUCACCCUAAUGCUUCCCAAAUCCUCCCUAACUCUAUAUGGUUUCCAAAACCUUGAAUCCCCAUUGAAGCCUGCUCUUAUGUUAGCAGAAUAAUUUUGUUUAAGCAGAAAAUGCAGUUGUAAUGCGGUGCUAUUUAGGUGAGCUUUUUUCAAAUGAAUCUCUGCAGCUAUGAAAUCCAUUUGAAAAGAACAGGGAUCGAUUUGGUAUUUGGUGAAUACAAUCAACCUCAGAGGAAUUGUAAUAAUUAAAUCAGUUGCAUUUGCAAAAUCAGUUUGGGAUCUAGUGAAAUUACCCUUUAGAUGCACCCUGAAGAAUAAAGUUUCAAAAUAUAAAUGUGUUGGUGUAGAGGUGAGCUAUGUAACGGAUACACAUGACUAUGGAUUUUUUUUUACCAUGUCAGUAGGUCUAUUGGUAUAGGCAGCCUUCAAUGUCACGUUUAGUGAUAUACUAUUAGUUGUUACAUCCUGGCAUACUCUGAUAAUCGUGUUUUCCUCUUCCUAGUGUGCUCUGUAAGACUGCCACUUCCACUUCCUUAUCAUAUAUGUACCAUUUAAUCCAGGGCUGUCCAACCUGCGGCCCCCCAGAUGUUGCUGAACUACAACUCCCAUGAUUCUUUCAAUUCAACAGAUAGCCAGGGAAUCAUGGGAGUUGUAGUUCAGCAACAUCUGGGGGGCCGCAGGUUUGACAGCCCUGAUUUAAUUGCUUUAGUGGAAUGACUGGCAAAUGUAUAGAUUUGUAUGUAAAAUAAAAUUAAACAAAAUAUGUAUCAGUCGGCUAAUUCCAGUCAGACACUACAGAUAGAAAGAUUAAAAGGCCAAUAGAUUAAUUACAAAAAUAAAAGAUAAAGGAGAGCUAUUGCAAGCACCAGAUAAGUGGCAAUGUUUCCUUCAAAUAUUAUCAAACUUUAUAUAAUUUAACUACUAAUAUAUUUAAUCCUUUAGUGGACAAUUACUUUAAAGAAUGUAAUCAAAAUGAGAUGCUAAAUUCUCCAAUAAAAGUAGAAGAGGUAACAAGAGCUAUAGACAAAUUAAAACAAAGAAAAACACCAGAUCCAAACAACUUUAUCAAUAUUUUUUUUUUUUUUUUUGACUCUUAAAAGAAAAUUAUUAGUACUGAGCUGGCAAAAACCUUUAACGCGAUCAAACAGAAGGAUAAGGCCCCUGAUGAGCUAAUGAUGGCAACCAUCAUUCCUAUCCCCAAACAAAGAUGAACAAUUGCACAAGAAUUUACAAUCCAACAAUUAACGCCACAGCAGCGACAAUGCAAACAUAAAAUACAAAAAUACGAGUUGCAUGGCGUUUCGAUGUACUGCACAUUUUUUGUUUUAAGAUAAGUAUAGAAGCAGGCUAAGCAUACAUGUAAAUAUCUGAGAUGGCAGGAGUAAGGGAGUAUGCAAGAGUAGGUUAACUUGCUUGCAAAAUUCAAUAUUAUAAAAUAAAUUAUAGAGUAUGAAGUAAGCUGGGUGUAAAAUAAAGAACAUAACUGGUAAAAUUACAGGAUAACAUGCUACUGAAACAUGAAAAUUAACAAUUAACGCCACUGAUUGAUCAACUACAGGACCACAAGGGUAGAGUGACAAUCUGGCGUCCGCCCUUCACAUAGGAGAUCAUAAGCACGAGGCUGGGAUUAGCCGUUCCCCAUAGAUGGUACGGUUGAGGCGUUAGUAGGAAAGUCCCCUGAUGUAUUUGCAAAACUAUACCAGAAGUGAGCACUCCCCCGUGUACGUGCCCGCACAUAGAUUGGCCACACGACUCCUCAGACUCGGCAGCUAUCGCGUACCAAUCAUUUCCUUUUUGGGGGUAGAUGGAGGUGCUGGUUUUGGUUUGCGGCUUUCUAUUCACUCUCCUCCCCAUCCAUGGGCGUUUCGAUGAGGUGAUGCCUCCGCAAUAUCUCUAUCCAAACAGGCGAGGAGGUAGCAGAGUAGCUGUUUGCUGCUUUGCUUUCCCUCCUUCCGCAAAUUCCCCUUCACUGUACCCUCAAAGCGUUAUAUUGGUAGCCUUGCUACGCUUUUGUAGCUGUGUCCAGAAGCGCUAAAAUGUUACCUUCAGGCAUUGUAGGCAUAAAUCAAUGGGGGCGCAGUGAUCUGCUGGAGGUAGGCCCAAUGCUUGCUUGCUUGCUUUAGAAGGGUGCAUCAGACAUUUACUUCCCUCAGUGUAUUCUAGUAUCGACUAGGACUGAUAAGUGUGUUUGCUGAAGCUAUUGGUAGCAGGCCAGUGGAGACCGUGAUAACCCCCACCGGUCCAAAGUAGGGGGAUGGGUGGGUGUAGGAGACCAACAGAGUCACACAAGUAGGCCGCUGUGUAGUCCUCCCGGCCGCGACAGACUCUAGUGAGGUAUCAAUCUAUUCCACUGUGUACCCCUGACAUGGUUAGUGCACCCUGAUAAGUAUUUUGGCUGGUGAGCCGCUGAUAGUACCCCGAAAUUCACAAGUUAGAUGGGAGCUUGUGCUGCCCACGUCUGCACUGCUCGAAGGUGAGGUUCCGCCCCCAUUUUAGACCUAUUUUAUUAAUACAGACAUUUAAAAUCUAAUCAUUGCUUCUGGCUGAAAGGAUAACAUUGGUAGUGUGACGGACCGCCUGGCACCCCAACUGGGUGCCUCCGCCAAUCGCUGCUUCCUUGUACCUCCGAGUACUUUCAAGCACUCCACCAGACACCAUAAUCACCGUAGUCCCCACAGCCAGUGUUACAGCUUGGUUCGGGUCUCGCUGUCAUCCAUCCACCCUGGACCCAACACAGGGAUCCAGCUUCCAGUUGGUAGACCUCUCCUAGCCCAUCUAGUGUAGCAGGAUAGCUCUUACAAGAGCUAGUGAUUAUAACCCAAAGAGUAUAGUGAUUAUAGCAAUCCCCAGCGUAAAUAUACCUGUCCCCUCCACACAUGAGACGAGGCUCUAUGUUGAGUGUGAAGAGGAACUAUUUAAUGGCAGCCACAACUGGUCUUCUAUGCAGGUCCCUAUGCAAGUGGUUUCCGGUUACAUAUUCCAGGGGCAUUCCCCCUGGAUCUGAGAGAGGAGACUACAGUAAAACAUAAUUACAUUGGCUCUCAGGUCCAGGACACUCCCUGUAGUUUUGUUGCAGAGACUUCUGUCCCAUCUGCACCUUCUAUUUCCAGUUUCCUGUCUUGGGCUAACAGGCACCGCUGCUGGGGAGUGGGACCGGUCAUCUCCACUCCCAGGAGUUUCCACUGUGGCUGGGGAAAUGGAUCAGCUUUCUCCUCUUCUGGUAUCUCUGGCUGCCGCAGGGGAGGGGGACCGACCCGCUCCCUGUAUGGUAUGCUGCCGCUGAGGAGUAGGACCGACCGUCCUCCCUCCUGGCACUUCCAGCUGGGGUUGGGGAUCUGGGCCGGCAGCCCAGCAUCCCUGUAGAGCCGGUGGAGAGACCUCUGUCCCAUCUCCACCUGCCGACUGGUGUUCUUCCCAUGACCAGUUUAUAAGGUCCCCCUGUAAUUGGGAAGAGGCCCCAGCUGUCUCCUCUUCCAGUAUCUCUGGCUGUGGUUGGGGAUCUGGGCUGGCUGCCCAACAUCCCUGUGAGGCCGGUGGAAAGACCUCAAUCCCAUCUCCACCUGCCGAUUGGGGUUCUUCCCAGGACCAGCCUGGAGUCCCCUACUUCUCUGUGUCGUCUGGUUACUGGGAGGGGAAAGGGCUAUUCUUUCAUCACUGUUCCAGUGUUCUUGUAAGGACUAGAGCUCCCAGGACUGAGUGUCGUAAAGUGCCUGGGGGUGUCUAGAGCGAAUUCCCCAUUCGGUUCCAGUACCCCAGUCAAGCCACGGCAACUCACGGCAACUCUGGGCAGUAGAGCUGCGGUUUGUCCCCUGUUCAAGCUAGGAAGCCGUCCUUGGCGCAGUUACCCAGCCAGGGGUACAGAGAGCUCCGUUACAGGUAGUUCAUACUAUGAAUACUGAGAAUAGAGUAGGUUUUAUUCCCUUCAGAUCUUCAAUUUAUCAUAUGAGAGGAUUUAUAGAUGCCAAAAAGACCUUGAUAGGCUGGGAUGGGAUUUUAUGCUUUAAAUCUUUAGAAAAUGAAGGGUUAUGAGAGGGAAUGAUAAAUGCAAGCCGGGCCUUAACUGUAAACCCAGCUGAUAAAGUCAAAGGUCAUAGUUAGAUAGUUUUCUGAUAAAAAAAAUAAUGCACACAACAGGGAUGUCCGCUUUCACCACUUCUAUAUAUCCUUUCUUUGGUACUCCUAGCAAUAAGAAUUAGGGCAAACCUACAGAUUAAAGGAUUUCAUACAGUCAACAGUGUAAGCAAGUUAUAUCUAUAUACGGAUGAUAUUUUGCAGACCCUGAAACCUCUCUAAAAGCACUAAUCACCGAACUAGAGAUUUACUCUAAAUUUUUAGGCUAUAAAAUUAAUCUGGAUAAUUCUUACCAAAAACCGUACAUGCCAAUUUUAUAGAUGAAUGUACUAAAAAAAUAUGGCUUGAUCUAGGCUCAACAUUCUUUUAAGUAUUUGGGAAUUAAUUACACCUUCUUUAGACUCUCUUCAAGAAAACUAUUACAACAAACUUAUAAAAAUCUAGUUAUCUGGAAGAAAUUAGGCUUUUUAUGGUGGGGAAUGGUAAAUAUGUUAUGGGCAUAUAUUCUACCCAGAUGGACCUAUGCUUUUUUAGACUAAUCCCCUUAAUGUGUCUAGAGAAGUGGCUCAAGCUAUUACACUCCAUUUUUUUUAUUUAUUUUUUUAAAUACAUAUGGUCAGGGGAAAAAAAGUGUAUAAAAUGGAGAUUAAAGGAACACUAUAUGGUCAGGAACACAAACAUGAUUUCCUUACCCCAAUAGUGUUAAAAACACCAUCUUGCCCCCCUAAAUAUAGUAAAAUCUUGUUCCAGUCUGCUGCUGCUAUCUCUGCUCCUGAUCUGUCUGCAUGGCUGACAUUAUCAGAAGUGUUGAUAAAAGCCAACCACAAUGCUUUACCAUAGGAAAGCAUUGUAUUGGUUAAGAUUAAUAAGGAGGCAGAUCAGGGGCAGAGCCAACACAGCACUGGCCAAUCAGCAUCUCCUCAUAGAAAUUAAUUGAAUCAAUGCAUCUCUAUGAGGAAAGGUCAGUGUCUCCAUGCAGAGGGUAGAGAUACUGAACAUUGUGCAGCUCUGCCCCAGGAAGCACCACUAGCAGCCAUCUGAGGAGUGGCCAGUGGAGGUAUCCCUAAGCCUAGGCUGUAAUGCAAACACUGCAUUUUCUCUGAAAAUACUGCGUUUGCUGCAAAAAGGCUGAAGGAAAUGAUUUUUUUCUCCAGAACAAAUACAAUAAGCUGUAGUUGUUCUGGUGACUAUAGUGUCCCUUUAAUAGUUUUAAAUACAAAACAAGGUGGCAUGGGAAAGCUUGAUAUUUUUAAAUAUUACACAGCAAGCAGACUCAUGCAUGCUUUGAUUUCACAGAAAUCUUGUUCAGAAAAUGAAAAAUGGUACCUAAUUGAAUACGGCUUGUCAAUGAUUAAAAAUAUAUCGUCUCUGUUUUGGCUGUAGGGGGCCACAUAGACAUCAACAGGAAACAUCUUAAGAUAUAAAAUCUUUAAGAGACAUACAAUUAGAGGAGUGGAAGAAUAUAAAAAAACAAACAAACAAACCAAAACUCAAUUUAUAAACAAAUUGUUGGGUUUUCUUCCUUUGAAGAAUCUAGAAAUUACUAUGGACAAUAUUAAUUUGAGUAACUGAUAUAACAGUGGGAUCUACAAGGGAUAUCAUUAAACAGGGUAAAAAUUUACUAGGGAAAAAAAAUAUUCAAAUCAACUCACCUUUUUUCCCAGCACCAAGACGGUCUCCACUCUCAAUUCUCUGACUUUGAGUUCACAAAUUCCGAUGAUAUCUGUUAAAUCCCGUGCGUCUAAUUGAGAAGCAUUUGGGAGUAAUGGGCACAUGCUUGACCACAACUAUUGUCUUGUGCUUUUCUAUGAUAUGUCUUGCUUCCAUUUUGAAUGAUAGUUCAAAGUUGGUGCAUCAAGAAACCCUCCAAGUUGGAAACUGUAUGUUUUAUAGCCUAAGCCUGAAGGGACAUGCAGCUAAGCCAUAACACACUUUAACAAGAUAAAGUUAUUUUGGAAACUUGAGUGUCCCUUUAAAGGGACAGUUUAAACUCCAGAACCACUACAACUAAUUGCAGUGGUUAUGGUGCCAUACACCUAUACACUGUCUCCAAGUUUAUCAAACCAUCUUGGUGUGAUUUGUCAAAAGGUAUGGCUUUCUCAGGAACCAUAGUCCAUUACUUAUUUAGAUAUAAUGAUAAUGCAUUAUCAAGUUCAAAUCUGUAUAACCUGGACCUCAGUGAUAGACUGUAGCACUGGAAUGGCUUAGCAGACACUUCUCAAGUUACUUUGUAUGCAUUACUUAUCUUAUCUUCUUUUAAAUGUAUGCUUCUUGACAGUUAUUGAGCAAAACUGAUGUGACCUGGUGUAUGUUAUAUGGAUUCCAGUUUAUGAAGUUAGCUCUUGUAUGUUUACUUAUCAUAAAUGUUUAUCUCUUAACAUGCAUUUGUUUUGUGUAAGAUGAUUGUUUAGAGUAUACAUUAUGAGCCUUAGUAUUUUUUCUCCAUUUUUUUUUUCCUUUUCAUAGGAAAGUCUUGGAAUAAUUAAAUCGAAAAUACCAACUUACAGUUCCAUCUGCAGCUGAAGAAGUACAUGCUUUUGUACACGUGGAUUAAUGAUGGCAGCCAUGAUUGUUUUGUGUGUGGGCUCUAAUUACUACAAUUACAUAGCUUGUAAAUGUAUUAAACUUUCAUACCGUCCAAAGUGUACAUGUUUUGCGCCAUGUGUUUGCGUGAUGUCAGGACUAUAAGAGCAUUGCAGAACUUUUGGCUUACAGCAGUUGGAGUGCUAAAGUUGUGUUUCCCUGUAAGGUUUGAUGUUCCAUGUCUAGGUAAUCUUUGUCAGAUGUAAGCAUCUUUCUGUGACAUCACUCUCUGCACAGGUCACACAGGUCGCUACUGAUACAGUAUUUUUUUAACGUGUCAACAACCUGAAAUUAGGGUUAACAUCUCAUUGUCAUCCUUUAAAUGUAUUCUCUUCUGGGUGAACAUAACUCCAGUAUUUGUGUUCUGUUUUGUCCAAAAGAUGUUAAAAAUAAAUACUAGCAAAACUUUAAAAAUAAAAUUAACAAACUGUCAAUGUCAGCAUCACUAUUGUCACUUUAAUAAAGCAUUUGCCACUUCUAAAUAAGUUACUAAUGUAGCUUACUUGAUAAUACGAUAAUAAUAGUAACUCACUAGGAGAGCACUAACGGCUGGUUCGAUUAAAUUAAGUUUUUAUUUGUCCUUUUCAGUAUAGGAUUAAAGCGAGUUUAUGAUAAUUUUAAUUGUUGAAACCUUUUUUCAAUCUUUAGUAUAUUUGUUGUAAUGUAUGUUAGAUCUGUAAUACAUGCAAUCCAUAUUUUAAUAAUCAUUAUACAAUUAAAUUAGAUCCUUUGAGUGCUAAAGCUUGCUGUUCAACAAAUUUGGAAAUGUCUUGUUUAAUAUCAAAUAGAAAUUUGACGUUUUGUGCUUAAAACAGUAUAUCCAAAUGUAUUUUUAGAUUUUGCCAUUGAAUUGUGUAAAUGCAAACAAGUUAAUUAUAAGCACUUUUACAAGAAAAAAUUAGACUAAACUGAUGACACUUAUUGCCUUUGAUAGUAUUGAAUUGAGCUAUUUUGUACACUAGCAGAUGCAAGCGGCUUUGUUUCGUACAUUGUGCAGUAUUGGUAUAAUGUAUCUCUGUCAAUCUACUUAUUAUUAUUUUUAUUUUUUUAACCUUUCUUCAACCUCCUUUCCAACGGGUGCCAAUACCCUUAGUGACAGCUAACAUACCCUAGGAGCCAAUCACUGUAAUGACUUGCCUUAUUUGACAAUCUGCUAAACUGUGCAAGCUUGUUAGAAUUCAUGUAGGAUUAGGGUCAGUACAAUUGAGAAAUUUUGUUACUCUGUUGCUGGUGCUGUCUAUUUUCUAGAAAUCUAAGGGAUGUGAAAAGAGCACCUAAUCUGUCAGCCAGAAUUAGGUGCAUAAAAAUCAUCUGCUGGUCUUUUAAUUGUUUUGUCGCUAAAUAAUCUAUUUCACACAAUGCUUCUUACUGGCAGUAUUUUAUUGUAGUUCAAUUUCUCUAUUUUGUCCCAUCUUUCAUAAACCUGUAUUUUCCCACUCUGCAAUAUUUAUUUUACUAACAAAGAAAUUAAAACAGUUAAAGUAUAAAUAUGUAACUAAAAUAAAAAAUCAAAUACACAAAGAAUCGAACUUGCACCUUAACAGACCUUAAAAGGUCAUGGAGCAAGCAGUCUCUAUGUGCAGCGUUCAGCUUCAAAUGCUGUACAUACCGAGAAAUCAGCAAUUUUGUGCCAAGGCUAAUUGCACGCCAAACACACUUGACUUGGGCAGCCCAAAACUCUGUUCCAGGCUGCCCAAUGUCAAAUCUGUGCAUAAAAACAGUCUGCCACAGACGUAAUAAGCAUUGACAGCCCGCCUGCAAUAUGAAGACUUUUGACCUGAACACACCGUUAUCGUGCAUACUUUUGGUGCUGGAAUCUCCAAGCCCUCUCUCCAUCCCUUACUUGGAAUGCAUCCUCCCUCAUGUCUACGGUCCACCAAUCACGUUUUAACUUCCUCCCACUGUCUCUUCCAUUAUCCCUUCCUUCCACCAUUGUCCCUGCAUCCCUUGGCUCUGAACAGAGCACACUUUUCUCUGAGUCUGUAACAUAAGAUCUCUCAGACUACCUUAUAAUGAUGCAUAUCUAGAGAUGGAAUUGAGAAAUAGAUACUUAUAGAAAUAGAUAGAGAUAAAUAUGUAGAUAGAGAUAGCCAUAGAUCAUUAAAAAUAAAUAUAGAUAUAGAAGUAUCAAUAUAGCAAUAAAUAUAGAAGAAUAGAUAAAGAUCACAAAGGAUAAAUAUAGAUAGAAAUAGAAGGAUGGAUAUAGAAUUAGAUAUAAUUGGAUAGCUAGACAAAGAAGGUGGGAUAUAGAAUUAGAUUUUUUUUUUUUAAAUAGAUAUAGAUAGAAUUAGCUACAUUGAGAUAGUUAAGCCAAAAUAUAUCAAAAAGAGGAAAAAAGCACACUGCAGUCUGAGUGAAUAGGACAAAAUGCUUGGAGCUAAGAUUUCCACAAGAUGACCAGCUGUUGGAGUGCAACCAGCCAUACACAUUGGGACUUUGAACUCUGGCUGUAAAAGAUACGGUAGUCCUCCAUCUGAAGUGGUGGGAUUGAGACCCCAGUGACAAUGUUGAUUUGCACAUUUCUCGGUAUAUAAUGCUAUUUAUUUUGUGACUGUUUUCAACUGUUUUAUUCAUUUCUGAUUACAUUUAUCUUCUUCACUAUGAUUACUUUUCUUAUCUACUUUUAUGUAUGAGAAUAUCUAAUUCCAGUGGAUCGUUCCGUAAGUGAAAUCCUCCUACCAGAGUUGUAACUGAAAUUUAUUGAAACUAGUGUUGUGGUACCCUCUACUGCACGUAGGAUCUUCUAUAUGUACUUUUGUUGUAUUUGUAUUUUAAGGAUUGGGGAGUCAUCCUUUCAUAGUGGCUGCCUUCAUUGUGUUCUCACCUGACCUGUCAAAAGCCUCUUUGAUUUUAUUUAUUUUUUGCAAUAAUUGAGAUCUGACCGUGAAAUAGCUCCACGAACAAGGUUCUUUACUAAACAGGGAUUUUAAGGUGGAUUCAGCAUGAAAUCAAUUUUAAGGCCAGAUUAGCUGAACUGAAAGCAUAUCUAAUUUAGAGUUUUUAUUCAUGUUGCCUAUUUUCACCUUCAAUGUUAAAUACACAGAGAAUACUCCCUUUUGAUAAAUAACUAUUUGUGUUUUCGAAGAUCAAAUGAAAGUCUCACAAUAUUAAAAUAUCUCUUAAACAAUCCCUGUAUACCUUAAUCCAAGUAAUACAUUUCUACAAUAUUGAUCACAGUGUGAGCCUAAUAUUUAUUUUAGGGUAUCUUUUUGUAUCAUUUUUUCUAAUUAACUCAAAAUGUAUUGGGGGAAAAAAAAAAUCAUUUAUCUUCCUCCUCAAUCAUUUGCCGUAUCUAGAGGAAUGCACCAAAGAACACGUAAAUCAGAACAUAGGAAAGAUAUUUUUAUUGUAAUCAGCUGCUAUGGCUUACAGUACAUACACACACCAGAACAUUGGCUGAUGUUCAUCAUAUUAUUUUCAAUAUGAACAUUAAUUUCUGUGGGCGGAACAGAUAUUGUUCAUAAUAUUGAAGUUUUAGACCUGUCAGAACCUAUCAUACCAUUUCAGACUGUCGUAACCUAAAAAAAAUGCCUUUUACUAAUUUGUUACUUUUGUAAUUUGUGGAAUGGCUAUUCCAAAUGCAAUUAAUAUACACUGUUAUUCUACGAACAUCAUUCAGAAAGAUUUUGUAUUCUCUGUACACUGUGCUAAUUUAAUAAACUAUCCGUAAAAAUUAUAAAGUAUGCCAUUUCUAACACAGUCAUACUAUUGUUACCAUUUACGUUUAUAGGAAAGUAAUUUGGAAUUAAGGUAUAAAAAUUUAUUUGAGAAGGUCUGAUAAUUUCAUAAUGACUUGACUGUUAAGCAGUGUUCCUCAACCCUCUCUUCAAAGCGUACCUAACAGUGCAGGAUUUAGGGAUUAAAAAACAAAACAAAAACACCUUAGACCAGAGGUUCCCAACCCAGUCCUCAAGUGCCCCCUAACAGUCCAAGAUUUAGGGAUUACCCUCUUCUGUCUAAAGUGUUUUUUGUUUUGUUUUUCAAAAAACACCUUAGACACAAUUGAGUAAUCCUUAAAUCCUGGACUGUUAGGUGUGCAUUGGGGAGAGGGUUGAGGAGCACUGCUAUAAAGGAAAGAAUGUUAACUUGUUGACAACAUGGACAACGUAUUGAACUGGUAAUCUGUAGUGAAAUAGAAAAUAUUUACAUUAAUAUCAUUGUAACAUGCUGCCAGCAUAUAGCUUCAUAUACAACUUAAAACAUAUACUCUGUAAACUACCUAUCCCAAAACUGAAAAUUAGCUAGAUUGUAAUCGAAUUGUUAUCCACUUGAUUGCAAAUUCAAAAUAUCAACCUGUGGUGAAUACACACUUUAUGAAAUGUAUAUGAAAAUGCCAUGUUACUUUCCAUACAGUACUUCUUCAAAAUGUCUAAACCUCUUGAUUCCUGGGCUCAGGCUCUUUGAUACUUGCUCUCCCUUACUCCUAAGUAAUCAUCCAUAUUUUGUGACUCUAGUUAUUGAUGUUAUUUAUGCAGAAUAUGUAGUUACGGGUCAUUUAUUUGAGUCAUGUAAAGAUUUGCUUUAAAAAUUCAGUUUUGUAAAACUACAACUCCCAAGAAGCUUUGUCAGCUGUCAUUCUAUCGAAGAACUAAUUCUACAGUAAAAGUUUGGCUAAACACUUGCUGUUGCUCUAUUCUUAGUGUUUUGUUUUAAUUGACACUUAAUUCCAUAUGUAUAAAGCGUAAAAUCAAGUUUAACAAACCUGAAUAAUUGAAAUUUGUUUUGCUGGUUUUUAACCUAAAAAAAUAAUGUUCCAUGGAUUUUUUUUUUUUUUUAGGGCAAGUGAUGUGUGGUAUUUGGCAUUGUCAGGACACCAAUUCACGCACCAUAUGCCCAAUCCAUAUUAGCAUCAGUUAUUGUAUUGACAUAUAUAUUACACAUUGUACAAACUUUAUGCUGCAGUCUACUGCCGGUUAUACCUAGGUUACUUUGCCAGAUGUUUACCCACCACACUGUGGUCAUUUCUUCCCUGGGUGUUUGUAGGUAUAGCUAAUUUGGCAUAUGUGUGCAAAUAGCAGAGGCAUCUACCAUGGAGCUAUUUUGAUUUCCAGACACGUCAGCAGACUGAGUGGCACCUGGAGCAAUGGAAGGGUAGGUGUAAUAGUGGUGGUCAAGGAUAUUUGUCAAAAUGUGUCCCCAUUUUAUAGAGAAGUUGCUUAAUUACAAUAAGAAUGUAGCUUGUUCAAGAUUUGAUCAUCUGUCUCAAAUCAAAUCUUUACAUGGCUCUUAUUCUCAUCAUUCACUUUAUAUAUUUCCUGAGUUUCUCUAAUGAAUUGUGGUUCUUUAUUCUAAGACAAUAAUGUUAACUCUAUUUAGUGGGGUUUAAUCACAGUGACCUUCAUGGUACUAAAGUGUUAUAAUCACUAAACAUAGAUAAGGUCAUAAACUUGCUAGUUCUAUUAGUCUUGGGGCAGAGAUCAGUGGAGGCCAAAGUAAUGCCACUUUUUAUAGGUAAGAAAAGCUAGGUGAUGCCUUGGUUACCACCAUAUCUUAGAUGUUUGUUUCUGCUGGAUCUGCAGGUUUUCAGUAUGGAUCAGAUUGUUUAAAUGAAGUGGACAAGGUGAAUACUUACAGUGUUCAGUGUGUUAUUUAACACGUUAACAAUAAAGAGAGAAACAAAGAAAA
Pelobates cultripes (western spadefoot toad) is the source of this 41133-nucleotide messenger RNA. The record is from the annotation of a GenBank genome assembly. Lineage: Eukaryota; Metazoa; Chordata; Amphibia; Anura; Pelobatidae.